This is a messenger RNA of Lepisosteus oculatus (spotted gar), 1711 nucleotides long. Its product is annotated as H-2 class II histocompatibility antigen gamma chain. The record is from RefSeq and is a predicted model, not a curated record. Gene Ontology annotation, cellular component: cytoplasm; membrane; cell surface. Gene Ontology annotation, biological process: positive regulation of kinase activity; positive regulation of ERK1 and ERK2 cascade; immune response. Lineage: Eukaryota; Metazoa; Chordata; Actinopteri; Semionotiformes; Lepisosteidae. Gene Ontology annotation, molecular function: macrophage migration inhibitory factor binding; cytokine receptor activity; MHC class II protein binding.
UGUUUAGCGGUUAGUGCAAGGACAGGCUCUUCCUUUUUCUGAAGAGUCUUAAAACUGUGCGCAGGCUUGCCAGCGCGUUUAUUACCACUGGUACAGCGCCUAGCGAGGACGUCAAAGUGCGAAGCAAGCAGGGCAGGAUGGCCGAGGAACAGCAUGAUGCGCUCUUGAAGAACGAAGGGCCUCCCAGCGAGGAGACGGUUGUUAAUGUUCAGACCGGGCAGAGAAGCAGCUCAUCCAACCGGGGGUAUAAGAUCGCCGGCUUUACACUGCUGGCAUGCCUCCUGAUCGCAGGCCAGGCGGUCACGGUGUAUUUCGUGAUGUCCCAGAAGGGCCAGAUCACCACUUUGGAGCAGCACACCGAAAACCUGAAGAAGCAGCUCAACACCCGCAAACCAGCCCCACCAUCUGCUCCCAAGAUGCUGCACAUGCCCAUGUUUAACAUGCCUCUGCUGAUGGAUUACAGCGAGGACUCCAAGAAGGUCCCCAUGAAGAAAAUUGAGGACACUGCCACUGUCAGCCUGGAGAAGCAAGUGAAGGACCUUCUGCAGGAUGAGAAUCUUCCUCAGUUCAACGAGACUUUCCUGGGUAACCUGCAGGGAAUGAAGAGUCAGAUGGAGGACAGUGAGUGGAAGAGCUUUGAGUCCUGGAUGCGCAGCUGGCUCAUCUUCCAGAUGGCCCAGCAGCAACCACCAAAGCCCACCCCUGUUCCUGAGGAAAAAAACACCCCCAUGUCAGAGUCUGGUAUCCAGACAAAAUGCCAGCUGGAGGCCAAUGCCAAGUCUGUGCAUCCUGGGGUCUUCCGCCCCAAGUGUGACGAACAGGGCAACUAUCUGCCCAUGCAGUGCUGGUCCAGCACGGGCUACUGCUGGUGUGUGGACAAGAAUGGGGAUGAGCUCCCAGGCACCAGAGUCCGAUUCGGAAGACCUCAGUGUGAUAGUGGGGAAGGAAAAGGCCGUAAGAUGGCUUUGCCAAGCUUUCCCAAAAUGAUGGAGCUGAAAGAUGAGUAAAUUACAUGGGAAGGAUGCUUACAAGUGACAGCUAAGAAGCGCUCCUAAAACCUACAAUUGUGUAAUCAUUAAAUAUCUGUGAUCAGGGCUUGAAACCAUGCUAACAGCUUUUAGAGAACCAUUACUGACAUUAGUGGGCAUAUUUUUCUGAGGGGCUAAAGCAUUUUUUUUAUUUUUAUUACUUAGUUCUCGAUUGUCUAUAACAGUGAGUCAUACUGGAAUGUGUUACAUUCAAUUUAUAACAGUGGCUAAAUAUUUCUUGUCAAAUAAAUUAACCUCUCUUGCACUUAAAUUGGUAUGCCAUCAAUAAAGAGCCAUUUGAAAGCACCUUAAUUACAGCCGCCCAUACUGUAGCAGAUUUAAGACACCAUCCAAAAUCUAUUGUCCUCCUGAAAACAAUUAAAUUGUACUGUAGAAUUGUCCCCAACAUGUCCCCAGUACGUCUACUCACAAACCACACCUUGGAACUUCAACCAAAACAAAAUCCUCACUGCAGUUAUUUUUUUUAAUUAAAAUUGAAUAAAAUGAAUAAUUACUGUCCAUAUUUUAUGUAUACAAUACCUUCUGUCUUUCUUGUGCUUAAUAUAUGCUAAGAUCGAAGUUAUGAAGUGCAGGGUUUUGAAGACUGGAAGAGAUGUAAAUGUAUCUGAGAAAUGGAAAUUAAAGAUGGUUUUUCCUAAUAAACGUAGCUGUAUGAUGCUUUA